Rhizoctonia solani is the source of this 318-nucleotide messenger RNA. RefSeq lists its product as uncharacterized. Lineage: Eukaryota; Fungi; Basidiomycota; Agaricomycetes; Cantharellales; Ceratobasidiaceae. The record is from RefSeq and is a predicted model, not a curated record. The transcript is spliced from 3 exons. Bases 1 to 318 code for a protein of 105 amino acids.
AUGGCAUUCGGUUCCAAAUCUAAGCCAACCCGUGCCGCCGGCCCAGCGACAAAUGCUGCAACCGCAGCACCCCCUGCUCCUGCUCGGAGCCGAUGGCUCAAGGGCCACCAUGGCCGGAACGAACAAAGGCACGUCGGAGAGCUAAGGCAUGCGCUGCUAUUUUACCCUCACGAUCCGAAUACAUCGACUGCGGAGCGUGAUCAGGCCAAGGCUGAACUUAAUGCAAUGGGACGAGGGCGUGAGGCUCAUGUACCCAUGUCUGUCAGAGUCAAGUCCAUGUUCCGAUCGAACAAGAAGCGAACGACCGUUCGUACCUGA